This is a messenger RNA of Nasonia vitripennis (jewel wasp), 654 nucleotides long. RefSeq lists its product as uncharacterized. The record is from RefSeq and is a predicted model, not a curated record. Lineage: Eukaryota; Metazoa; Arthropoda; Insecta; Hymenoptera; Pteromalidae. The transcript has a single exon. The coding region runs from base 1 to 654 and encodes 217 amino acids.
AUGGAAGACGUACCCAAGACCGAUCGGAAGUCAAAGUUUGACGUUGAGUACGAGCAGCUGUUCGCUCGCGGACAUUCGCGCGACCCCAGCGGACGAUACAUCGUCCCACUUCCGCUCAAGGCGGGCGGAACCUCACUUCUGGGCGAGAGCUUGACUCAAGCUCGCAUCGCAUUGUCCACGAUGCAUCGCCGCAUGAAGCGCGACCCAAAGCUGGGAGCGGAGUACGUCAGGUUCGUGGAGGACUACAUCCGGUUGGGUCACAUGCGACGGCUCACCCCCUCCGAGGUCGAGGACCUGACGGUGGCCGUCUGCUACAUCUGUCAUCACGGCAUCUGGCAGAAGGGCGACACCGAGGACAAACUCCGCGUCGUAUUCAACGCGUCACGGCCAACUAGCAGCGGGUACAGCCUCAACGACGUCAUGCACGCGGGGCCCAAGCUACAAAACGACCUCGCUGUCGUCGUGACUCGCUGGAGAACCCACCGGAUCGUUUUCUGCGUGGACGUCAAGAUGAUGUUCCGCCAGAUCCAAGUCCAGCAAGAGCACGUGCAUUUGCAGCGAAUCCUCUGGAGCCCCAACCCCGAGACUCCUGCUAGAAGCCGUCGACGCCGUCGAAAGAGAACUCUAUGUGGACGACUUCCUCAGCGGAGCUGA